Melanotaenia boesemani (Boeseman's rainbowfish) is the source of this 6598-nucleotide messenger RNA. Its product is annotated as E3 ubiquitin-protein ligase UHRF2-like. Bases 228 to 2984 code for a protein of 918 amino acids. The record is from RefSeq and is a predicted model, not a curated record. The transcript is spliced from 16 exons. Gene Ontology annotation, biological process: negative regulation of gene expression via chromosomal CpG island methylation; protein ubiquitination. NCBI's taxonomy places the organism in Eukaryota, Metazoa, Chordata, Actinopteri, Atheriniformes, Melanotaeniidae. Gene Ontology annotation, molecular function: protein binding; ubiquitin protein ligase activity.
ACUGCACACGGAGCUCGCUCAACGUUACUUCGCGAGAUUUGCUUGGCGCCGCGACCUCAUGUGAGACACCUCCUGCGCGAGCCAGUCCGACGUUACCUCUGCAGAGGAAAACGCGAUGGAGCCCUGAAUUUGUUGACUUCUAUCUCGUUUGAGCAUACAAAAACAUUGGUAUCCACAAAACUGUUUCAGCUGUUAUUUAUCUGAAGCGGUAACGGGGCAGUGCAACGAUGUGGAUCCAGGUUCGUACUAUAGACGGGAAGGAGACGCGAACCGUUGAAGAUCUUUCUAGACUGACCAAAAUUGAGUCUUUACGGCUGAAAAUACAAGAUAUUUUCCAUGUAAGCCCACAGCAGCAGCGACUCUUCUACCGAGGGAAGCAGAUGGAAGAUGGUCAGACUCUGUUUGACUACAACGUGGGGCUCAAUGACAUAGUUCAGCUGCUGAUUCGCUCUCAGACCGAUCCUCCAGACAGCCCCGCCACUAAGGAGUCCUCAGGUGUUUCCUGUAGUUCUGCUCCUCCAUGUGACUCAAAGUCAGAAAGCUGCAACUCCCCAGCUCCCGUCUCCCCCGCAGAAAUGGAAACUUCCACAAAUAUGAACAAUGACAACAACAGCACUACCAGCACUGUAAAUGAAGCCAAGCCAGACACCAGCGCUACCAGUAACUCAACCAGUACCAAAAAUGGGUUCAAGUCUUCUAGUCCAGCACAGGAUGCUCAGCCACCCACAUCCAGCAGAAACACACUAAUUGACCCAGGGAUCGGCCUGUACAAGAUUAACGAGCUGGUGGACUGCAGAGAUGUAAGCAUCGGUGCCUGGUUUGAGGCUUGCAUUGAAAAUGUGACGCUCGCUCCAAAAGGACAGAUAACACCCACCAAGGGUAAGGUGGGUCGCCCCCCAAAAAGGACUAAUGGAAAGCUGGAGGCUGAGCAGGGACAGACCAACAGCCAGAGUCAAACCACGGACAGUAAUAAGAACAAUGUUGUGUUAAAUUCAGAGAGUAAUGGAGCCUCCACCUCUCAGACAGACUCUACAGCAAUGGACAGCAAAGAGAGAGAAGAGGACGUAAUGUACCACAUUAAAUAUGAAGAUUAUCCAGAGAAUGGAGUGGUGGAGAUGCAAGCAGUAGAUGUACGACCACGCGCCAGGACCCUACUAAGGUGGGACCAGCUUCAAGUGGGGAUGCAUGUGAUGGUCAACUACAACAUGGAGACGCCAGAUGAAAGGGGCUUCUGGUUUGACGGCGAGAUUGUCGCUCUUAAUCAAGCCUCUCGCACCAAUAAGGAGCUCCGAGUCAAUAUCCUCCUGGGGGGUCCUGGAGAUGUAAUCGGAGAUUGCAAAGUUCAGUUUUUAGAUGAAAUCUACCAGGUGGAGAAGCCAGGAGCUCGUCCACUCUCUGGUGCAGACGGACAGUUUAAACGGAAGAGCGGCCCAGAGUGCAAGCACUGCAAAGCCGAUCCGGACGCGGAGUGUCGAUUCUGCUCCUGCUGUGUGUGUGGUGGGAAGCAGGAUGCUCACAUGCAGCUGCUGUGUGAUGAGUGCAACAUGGCGUUCCACAUUUACUGCCUCAACCCGCCUCUGGCCACCAUCCCAGAUGAUGAGGACUGGUACUGUCCAACCUGUAAAAAUGACACCAGUGAAGUUGUCAAGGCCGGCGAGAAGCUCAAAGCUAGCAAGAAGAAAGCAAAAAUGCCUUCGGCUACAACUGAGAGUCAAAGAGACUGGGGAAAGGGUAUGGCCUGUGUGGGGCGCACUAAAGAAUGCACAAUUGUUCCCUCAAACCACUAUGGACCUAUACCUGGUGUUCCUGUUGGAACCACCUGGAAAUUCAGAGUCCAGGUCAGCGAAGCAGGUGUUCACAGGCCACAUGUCGGCGGCAUCCAUGGGCGCAGCAACGAUGGCUCCUAUUCACUGGUGCUGGCAGGGGGCUUUGAGGAUGAAGUGGACCGGGGAGAUGAGUUCACCUACACAGGCAGCGGUGGUCGUGACCUUUCUGGAAACAAACGGAUCGGAGAGCACUGUUUUGACCAAACCUUGACUCACAUGAACAGGGCAUUGGCCUUAAACUGCGAUGCACCUCUGAAUGACAAAGACGGAGCAGAGUCCAGGAACUGGCGGGCAGGAAAACCAGUGAGAGUGGUGCGCAGCUCCAAAGGUAGACGUAUCAGCAAAUAUGCUCCAGAGGAAGGAAAUCGCUACGAUGGAAUUUACAAGGUUGUAAAAUACUGGCCAGAGAUUGGAAAGUGUGGUUAUUUGGUGUGGAGGUACUUACUGAGACGGGAUGAUCUGGAACCGGCACCGUGGACACCUGAAGGACUGGAGAGGAUCAAGAAACUGGGCCUUUCUGUUCAGUACCCACCAGGCUACCUGGCAGCCAUGGCUAACAAAACAAAGAAGGAGGCAUGCGCUAGACCCGGCCGUGGCGGUCGCAGUAAGCACUACCCUGCGAGGGGAAGGCCACGAAGACAACGAAAAAUCAAGGAAAAAGAAGAGAAUGAUGAGGAAGUGGAGGAUGGCCUUCCAGCAGCCAAGAUGGCAAAAGAAGAAGCACCACAAAGUAAUGGAGCGCAGAAGACAACCGGAGAUAGUGAUCUGUCACCAGCAGCAGAGCCUCCAUCUAAACGUGUGAAAAUAGAAGAGACCUUCCAGCUUACAGAGCAGCAGCAGCAGUUGAUCCGAGAGGACACGGCCAACAAGAAGCUCUGGGAUGAGGCCAUGGAGCACCUUAAAGAAGGGCCGAAUUUCCUGCGAAAGAUGGAGCAGAUCUUUAUGUGUGUGUGCUGCCAGGAGCUCUCUUUCCAGCCAAUCACCACUGUCUGCUCACACAAUGUUUGCAAGACUUGUCUCCAGCGGUCUUUCCGAGCAAAGGUGUACACCUGCCCUGCCUGCCGCCACGACUUGGGCAAGGACUAUGUCAUGACCCAAAACAAGACGCUUCAGAUUCUGCUUGACCAGUUCUUUCCCGGCUACAGCAAGGGCCGAUGAGAUCAAAAUUGCAUUUACUAACUAGGAUACGUACAUACACGCACCUAAGCAUCCAUUCUGUGUGCACUCAUAUACCGUCAAGCACCUAGAGCUCCACUUUGAAAUGCAUUGCACUCACAUAAUGUACUUACCCACAGGCAAAUGUAUAUUGCAUAUACAGCCAUUUAUGUAUACAAUCAUUCAUACACAGACAACCUCAGUAGGGACUGACCUCAUCUGCUGAACUUGGACUUUCUCCAUCAACAUCACCAGCCUGACAUUCAAAACCAAGGACAUUUUUUUAACCUCCCUACUCCUGCCACAAAAGUGGGCACAAAAACAAACGCACAAAAAAGCUCAUAUUCCCACCAAUCAUCUCGAGGAUUUUACUCAUUUUCAGUUUGUUUUCCCUUCUUAUAUGUUAUCCACUGGUUCCUUUAACGCAGCUCGUUGUUUGAGUCCAAACAUAUCCCGACAUUCAAAUUCCUGCCAACCUGUGUGCAUUUGUGUACCAUGUAUCCAGUUUUACACCAAAAUCCAGUUUUUUGGCUGCCACGUAACAGUGCUCAGUGCCAGGAGUGUUGGACUAAGAGAUGCCUUUGUUAUGCCAAGGCAAAGUUAAAAGGGUCAAAAGCAAUAUGUAGUUGAAAUGAAGCACUACAUUAGUGAUUUGUGCAGUUUUAUUUUAUUUCUAGGCCAGUCAGUGGCAUUUGCUUGCAUCCUGUUAGAUGCUCAUGUCAUUUGGAACGAUGCCAUUCGUACGCUUUGAGCUAAUAGGAAUAACGAAUGUCUCACCAGGGGUAACUGUCUGUGUUUUGGCAGAGGACAGAAAUUUGCAGCUGUGUCUUGUUUGUUUGGAGAGUUGGAUGUCCUCCUUUAGAUUUAAUGUGGAGCUAGAAAAGGCAUUUACUUGAGGAAAAAUGCAAAGCUGCAGAACAGAUCAGGGGUGAAAAAAAAGGUUCUGGUGAUAUUCUGGUUUACAGAGAAACACAGAGAUAUUAUUAAGAUUAAGCUGUAAUGUUGUGAAAAAUGCUUGAGGAGCGUUGGAUGAGCUGCCUGCUUGUUCUAUUCAGCCACAUCUGAAAGGGCACACUGUGGUUGUCCCUGGUGUUACCAAGCAACCACAAUCAAACAAAACUUUCACAGAGAUGGUUAGCUCAUAUUAUACCCAGCAGAUAUUUAUCUUCUGCUCUACCUGUUAGUCAGCAUUCACGUUUACAGAGUUCUGCAUGUUCUUUUCCAUUUUAAAGAAAUUAGUCUGAGUCAAGCACAGCCUGAUUAGUGUAGAUUAUUUGUUAAAUUACAUACAGUAAAUAGAGGCCCAUCUUAGGUUUUUAGUGACCAAGCAAAACAAAAGGGAGCUGGCUGCUAAUCCCCAACAAACUUUCUUAAUAAACUAUUAUUCACCAGUCUUGCCAAGUAGCAGGCAACAGUGGAUUUGAGUGCCUUGUGCUUUCAGUCCUGUCAGACACCAAAUAUAAGCAUUCAGUAAAUGAUCAGUUUGAUUUAGUUUUAAGUUAUUUAUUUUAAUAAAAUUUGCUUUUUAAAAAUGAUCAUUUCACACUGUUUUAAUUGGGGAACUUCUUGUUUGGCUGCUUGUUUUAAUGCAAUCUUAAAUGUUUGUGAUUUACAGCUUUUAACCCUACUUUAGUAGACCUCCCAAAUAAAUCUAUUAACCUGUACAUGAGAAUAAUAACACCCAUUCAAUGAAAUGGCAAACAUUUUUAAAAAGAAGGUAUUGAAGGUUCAUUGAUACUAGUUCUUAUACAUGAAGACAGUGUUCUUGGUUUCUGGUUCUUAAGGGCCACUGCUCUGUAUGAUUUAUUUUUUUCCCUGCUUCAACACACCUGAUUCCAUGGUAGGAGAUUUUCUCAAUACCUUGUUCUCAGGUCCUUCACAAGCCUCUUAAUAAGACAACAUUUUGGACAUUUUCUCUCUAGAAAUGUUUUAACUAAAUGGGACAAAACGUGAAGACGUGGACUGCCAUUACCUAAUUAAAACAUGCACUCAAAACACUGCAAAAGAAAUGCAUAAAUUCUAAAUCCAUGUUGUAAAUAUGUUAAAACUAAUUUACUGAUAUCUGAUUAAUAGUUGUGUUGGUUUUCAAAAAAGGAAGGAAUGUAUGAGAGAAAAGCUGAUGUAUUUCGGUUGUACUGGGGGAAAACAAGGUACUCGUCUACAAGAAUUUAGAGGCUGUAGAGAGGAAGAUUAUUUAUAUAUAUAUAUAUAUAUGUAUAUAUAUAUAUAUAUAUAUAUAUAUAUAUGUAUGUAUAUAUAUAUAGCUUUUUAUAUUUUGUGCCUGUUUUCUGGCUCAGUAAGUUAAGCAUUGUCUAGAUCAUCAUCAUGGCCCUAAAUAACCAUGAGACAGAUGACACCUGUGAAUGUAAAAAAAAACAAAAUUGUUUUCCUGCACAAAUUUGAUGGAUUUUUACCAAAUAAUUUACAAAUUUACUUCUAUUAAAACAGGUGUGGACAAAACUCAAAACAAUCUCUUUACUACUAAUUUGGAUUAAUUUUUUUUAAUAUUACUUCCCUCGUAUGGAUCUAUAUUGUGAAGCUAGUAAAACAAUUCAACCAAAAGCACAUGGAAAAAUUUCCUACAUUUUUAACUUCUAUAGACCACUGCAACAAUACCCCCCACAACAGUAUUGAGUCUUAACUUACAGAAAGCUCCUAUAAUUUUCUUUCUUCUUAGCUUUCUGGUUCAAGGUAACAUUGUUUUCUCUACAAUUUAAAGUGUAAGAUUUUUGGUAUUUUAAACUCCUGUUACUGUUAACUAUGACUGUUACAGUAAUAGUCUAAUAGUCUGCUUAUAUGGAGGCCUGGCAAUUUUAACAGACCCAAGUGAACAGCUAUUAUUAAAGAAGAAACUAUAGAUUUAGGUUUGUAUUGUAAGCAGCCGACACAAAUUUGCAACUUUUCUUCUGCUGGUACUUAAAAAUGUACUGGGUUGGCAGGCGUGAUAGGAACCAAACCAAAUAUUUUAUGGAGCUCAGCGGCACCAUCUUUGCACUGCUUGGCAUGUGGACAGAGGUCACAUAAAGCGCUGCAGUUCGGAUACUGUAUCCGAGUUGGUUUUGUGGGAAAAUGUAGCCCUCUUUCAAUAACAUACUGUUGUCAUGUUUAACUGUAUCAGCCUAUGAGGCAAAGCCAUGUUGUGUGUGAAGCUGUAUUACAGCUGAGUUAAUGCAGCCGUUUCUGUUGACAUGCAGGUCAGAGAUGAAAACUCUUUGUUUGACCUUGUUUUUCCUUCCCAUCCUCUUUUUUUGUUGGCAGGCUGUUUGUUUGUGGUAAAGUCCUUGUUUUUGUUCAGUCAUUCAGGAUUUUUCAUUUUUGUUUUCUCAUCAUGCAAGUACAAAUGCUACUAUGGUCUUUAAAGCUAACUGUGAUGUGCAUUACUUCCACUGUUGCUUUAUUUUGUUUAGGUUAUUUUCUUCCUGCAUUGACUGGCAAGCUAAAGCCCUCCUUUCUUUCUCUGCUGUGACCUUCGCUCCCUCUUCCCGCUGUCUUCUGCUCUCCGUGAAUCUACAGUCAGUACUUACAACUUUUAGACGUCUUGUGGACGCUUGGCUUCAGUGCUGUGUUGUUUUAUUUUCAUUGCACUCUAUUGAAGAAUAAAAGUUUGAGAAAUCACA